Messenger RNA from Exophiala dermatitidis NIH/UT8656, 1371 nucleotides. Its product is annotated as acyl-CoA dehydrogenase. Gene Ontology annotation, molecular function: flavin adenine dinucleotide binding; oxidoreductase activity, acting on the CH-CH group of donors. NCBI's taxonomy places the organism in Eukaryota, Fungi, Ascomycota, Eurotiomycetes, Chaetothyriales, Herpotrichiellaceae. Bases 1 to 1371 code for a protein of 456 amino acids. The transcript is spliced from 2 exons. The record is from RefSeq and is a predicted model, not a curated record.
AUGGCACCAAGUUCAAGAACCCCGGCGCCCUUUUCAGAACCUCUCCUCCCGCAGCUCGAUCUCCCCCACAACCCGUACUACACCGAGAAACACCACCGACUCCGGGCAUUUGUGCGCAACUACGUCGAGACGGAACUGGCGCCGUACGCACAAGAGUGGGAAAUCGCAGGCCAGGUGCCGGAGAGCGCACGACUUUUACACUGUCAACUGGGAUUCGCAGUGGUUCAUCCGGUGGUUGAACCCGAGGAUGCCGGUGGGAUUGCACUGCCCGCGGGCAUUCCCUACGAUGAAUGGGAUACAUGGUGCGGCGUGAUUGUUGGGGAUGAGCUGAACCGGCUGGGAUGGUGUGGCCCCAUCUGGGGCCUAGGAGGAGGCAAUGGAAUUGGAUGUCCGCCUAUCAGCAGGUUUGGAACCAGAGAACAGCGACAGAAGUGGUUGCCCAAGGUGGCUCGAGGCGAGAUUCGUUUUUGUCUGGGAAUCACCGAGCCCGACGCCGGCAGCGACGUCGCCAACAUCAAGACGACCGCCCUGAAGCAAGGCGAUUUUUAUCUUGUCAACGGGGCCAAGAAAUGGAUCACCAACGGCAUCUGGGCCGACUACUGCACUGCGGCCGUACGGACCGGAGGCCCAGGCCACGGCGGUAUUAGUUUGCUGGUAAUACCAUUAAGAUCGAAGGGUGUGACAACCCGAAGAAUGGAGAAUCAGGGUGUUCACGCGAGUGGUUCAACAUACAUCACAUUCGAAGACGUUGAGGUGCCCGUGUCAAAUCUGAUCGGACAAGAAAACAAAGGAUUCGCACUCAUCAUGUCCAACUUCAACCCGGAACGGCUGGCGCUGGCCACGGCCGCCCUGCGCCUCGCCCGCGUGUGCGCCCAGGAUGCCUACAGCUACGCCUGCGAGCGCGAGACCUUUGGCAAACCCCUGAUCGAGCACUCGGCCAUAAAAGCCAAAAUCGCCACGUUUGGCCUCCUCAUCGAGCCUGCCCACGCCUUUCUCGAGCAGUUGUGCUUUAUUAUCGAGACGGCUCGUAAACAACAACAAUCCAGAACCGGUGCAGCAACCGGAAGCGUUUCUUCCGCCUCUCCAGAUCCUGUCAAUGUCGGCGGAAUGACUGCUCUCCUCAAAGUCAUGUCCACCCGCGCCCUUGAGCGAGUGUGUCGCGAAGCUCAGCAGAUCAUGGGCGGUGCAGGCUAUUCCAAGACCGGCCGCGGCGCCCGCAUCGAGCAGAUUAGUCGUGAUGUCAGGGUCCAUGUCGUCGGCGGUGGCAGCGAGGAGAUCAUGCUCGAUCUGGCCGUGAGGCAGGAGGCCAGGGAUGUCAAGCUGAGAGUUGCAAAGAAAAAGAAACGGGGUUCGGCUGCCUCGAAGCUGUGA